UAAGCAUCGGCAUGAUCUUUUGACUCCCAAAGAUUCACAGAAGACUAAACAUUUAUUACGCUGGUCACGCAGGUUAGGUGAGAUCUACUGUGCUUAGAGUACAAUGGCGGGAAUCUCAAAGUGUCGUCCAACCUUUUCGUGCGUGACAUAUUAGCUUCUACACCUGCGAUUAAAGACGUUAACCGUUGAGACAAUGAACAGAGGAUCUUCUGACUGUUUGUUAAUGAGACAUCAAGAUGGUAGCACCAAAAAUGAUCUCUUUUUGACUUCCAUCGAGAUACGUUUGAGUUCAAUUCUUUCUUUCCUCACCGUAUUGACACGAUUGAUUAGGGUUAUCCAAAGUCGAAAAGAACUGGGCUUUUGUUCUGCAAAAAACCACUUCUCACUUCUUCAAACACCAUUUUCUUCGCUUGCUGUGAAAUGUUGUGCUUUACUGUGGUCUGCCCUGUCUUCAAGAAACUAUAUGCUGAGAGAAGUGCAAGAAUAUCGAGUUCAGCUCUUCAGUAACUGUAUGAUAACUGAACUUACUAAUUGAUCAGGAAGUUAAGUCAAGAGGAAAUUUUGAACAAAAGGAAAUGUUACUUUUGCCUAUAAUAACAUAAUGCUAAGAUUUUCUUGACGAUGAAUGAAGAUGGAAGCCAUCAUCCCUCUUUGGGUUGAGGGAAGAUUAGUUUGGAUUACGGGUUUGACCAAACGGACUACCUGCAGUGAUGUCAUAGCCUCUGUCAUCAAAUUCCAGUGGGGAAAAUCGGACACAACUCAUGAAAAGUGGCAAUACAAAGUUAUAGAAAGAUGGAGAUGGAUGGAAAGACACUUACCUGGUCGUUGCAAAAUCUUGCGUAUCUGGCAGUCUUGGUGUGAAGAGCGAAAAAAUGUUUAUUUCCUUUUGAAGAAGAGAUCUUCAAAAACAGAAGCUGUUAGUAAGGAUAGGAGAUACACAAAAAUCAAGAUGCCGAAAUCAAGACAUGGCCACAAGAGCCAUCGGAGGAUGAAACUGAGGAAUGACCAAGUCGUUUUAGAUCGAGAAGAAUUGAAGAACAUUCUAGCGAUGCAACAAAAUGCCUUGCUUAUACAGAAAGAAAAGUUAGCCUUGCGAGAAUCAGAAAUCGAGGAAUACGAAACUUUGAUCCACAUGAACAGGAUGAAGCAGUCUGGAGAAAAUUAUCUUCAAGAUCUGUAUCUUGGAGGUGAAUCCAAUCUGUAUACGGAUAAAGAAAUAUCGGAAAAUUUACCCAAUUACUCUGAUGAUACUCUACAGGAAGCUACAUUUUUAUAUGAAAGGAUUUUAGAAAUAAGCAAACGAAUUGAAAAGCAAGAAGAAAGUAUCCGACUUUUAUCUGCCCAGAUUCGGCAUUCGGUGUCGGUUAAUGAUCCAUUUGAAGAUACUACCAAGGAAUGUGAAGCCAAACAAAACAACAAUGAGAAUUUUGUUAUAUAUUUGCAGAAAACUAAGAUUCGAACCGAAUGCCUAGCAGCAGUAAAUGAAACCCAGAGACUUGCUAUUGAACACAAUGAAAGAACACUACAAGAAUACGAUAAAAUUUUGUCGCAGAAACGAGAUUAUUUAGCUCAGCUUCAAGAUGAUUUGUACAGAGCUGAUGAUGAAUUGAAUAAUAUCCAAGAGGGAAACUACUCCAAGAAUAGCAACUUUGACGACAUGAAAUACGAUUUGACAGUGCCCAGAAAUGAUUUAAUUUUAAUUGAUAAUAGUUCGGAUACCGGCCUGAGUUCGUUACCUAGCAGUUGUGAUGAUAAUACUUAUAAUUUUAAUGAUAAAAAUAAGUAUUUUCUGGAUACAUUGGUUUAAUGGAUAAGGGGAAAGUUUGCUUUUAUACCAAAGUAGUAUACAAAUUUGGUUAUGUAUUUUAAGCAUUUUGGUUUGAAACAGAAAAAAAAAUACUGUUUUGAUGUAUUGUGAUAUUUAAUCCAACUGUGCAUGAUUUUCCAGUUUUUAUA
Messenger RNA from Argiope bruennichi, 1956 nucleotides. Its product is annotated as ras association domain-containing protein 10-like. The transcript has 2 exons. Bases 626 to 1807 code for a protein of 393 amino acids. NCBI's taxonomy places the organism in Eukaryota, Metazoa, Arthropoda, Arachnida, Araneae, Araneidae. The record is from RefSeq and is a predicted model, not a curated record.